GAACAGAGCUGUCCUUUGUCAUCCUCAAGUGCCUUCCCGGACAACGGGAUGCUGCCAAGUUGUGGUACUUGUUUUUCACCGAUGCUUUGAAACGUUUGCUUGGUGCAACAGUCUGUUUAGAGCAACCUGCGUUGGUGAAAUGUGGCAACAACGCAGUUCUUCUUUUGCACGUUGACGAUGUUCUCUUUUAUGGCAAUGAGCAGUGGAUAUCCUCAGUGAUGAUUCCUGCCUUGAAGAGCGAGUUCAAGAUGAGCUGCCAAUAUGUCAAAUCAUUUGAUCGAUGA
Messenger RNA from Durusdinium trenchii, 284 nucleotides. The record is from the annotation of a GenBank genome assembly. NCBI's taxonomy places the organism in Eukaryota, Dinophyceae, Suessiales, Symbiodiniaceae.